GCGAUGAUGUUGCGUCUGGAAAAUUUCGGCCAAGACCGGGACUGCGCAGCCACAUCCCUGCAAGCCCUGGCUAUCAGCUAUCAAAAGCACGGGGACCAGACGACGGCUUGAUGCAGUUAAGACUACCUAAGCUAUACCUACGCGAAUGCCACCAAAACGACUGCAGACAACGCAUCUUGCUCAAAGACAGCGUGGUGUUGCUGCAGAUCAAUGUAUUUUGUAGGCUAAGCCCUGCAACAGUUAGCGCCCAGAUGACCCACGUGAGCCCCAGCCAUCGUGUUUACAUCUUGAGUCUCUCUGCAUCCGAUCAACACCACAUCGCCCCCACCUUUUUCGCCCACGACGCUUUUUUCUGCUUGUAUUCUUGAUUCAUUUUGAUCGCAAGCUUUACGCGACUUGAUCUAUACCACUCACCAUGUCCCACUCUUGGCUUCAGAGGAAGCGCAAAGCUGACUUGAUCGACCUUGCGCAGAAGGCUAGACUUCCCGAUGCAGAUGGCCUCUUGAAAGAUGAUCUCGUGGAGCUGCUUGAGAGCCAUCUCAACUCCAAUGAGAGCACCUUUGCCAAACUCCCCGAGUUUAGCGACUAUUAUGGCCGAAAUGGAUCGCCUGUAAAGCGCGAAAAGUCUUCGCCAGAGCCCUUUAUCACGAAGACGACGCGCCGCCGAACUCUUAACAAGGACCCUUCUCCAGAGUCCACCCCCAUCAUUACACCAGAGAUCCGCAGCGUUGUCGCGCGUACACCAAAGCCGAGAUCCGUCUCUCGACGUGUCUCCGAGAUGGUCGCUGAAGCCGAACCCAAGGCACUCUCGCGUCGCGUUUCCGACGUGGUCGCUCAAGCUGAACCCAAGGCCGUCUCCCGUCGCGUUUCCGAACUCUACAAUCAAGUGGAUAUUCCCGCAUCGCCUGCCCAACUCGCUGAGGUCGCCGACCAGUCCUUCCAAGUAGUCCAGACAAAGGCUGUCGAGCUGUGGGACAGGACCAGGAUCGAUGAGCUGAAGGAGUUUAUUCGCGAAAACGCAAGCUCGGUCGCUACCAUCCAAACCAUCAUCUUGCUUGUCGAAGCUGUAGGACUACAGUACAACACACUCGACACAACACCCUUAUUCGCUACACCUGCCGCCUUAAGCUCAUACACGAGCAGCCAAGAUGUUCGAGGACCAAACUUCUGGGCGCUGCUCUCAGCGGAGUGGUGGGCACCAGCUACCCUCUGGUCGCUUACGAGCUGGGUGCUACCGUUGAUGUUCUCAUACUUUUUCAACUUGACUCUCCGCUCCAACACCUCGCGCAAGUCUUCCGAGCGCCAAUAUCCUGCUGACCCGCUCAUUUUCAACAUUGCGCGGGCAGUCCUGUCGUACAAUGCCUACCGGGAAACUGUCAACAUGGCAUUUGCGCCAAGUGCCUGGGGUCCCUUCUCCGAGUACGCGGUUGCGCGCGUAGGAAACAAUGUCCCGGGAGGAUACUAUGGCCUGCAGAUUGGCUCGCUGGUUGGCAUACUUGUCAGUCUAUACGAUGCCGCUUUGAAGAAGUAGAUAUCUGUUGGGUUAGAACACGCAAUGUGACUGAGUCUGAGGACGUGAAUCUGGUGAUACUUGUAUGUUCAUUGGCGUUUGGAUAUACGAUACCUUCCACCCUGGCGAGCUGGACACACUUUGCAUCUGGAUGCGGAGUUCGAGACCGGCGUUUAUCAGAAUGGGUCUGUUUCAUUCGAGCUGCUACGCUUCUUCGUUACCCAAUAUAUACCUCUGUCAGAAUCUGUUCCUAAGCUUGAUUGUCCUUUGAGAAGAAGCGACCCGAGUGCAGACCAAACGCUUUGAGAUACCCCAGCUGCCAGACCAGACGCGACUGCGCGUUGCGGGUGAAACACGUGAAGUCGCGUGUGCUAUCGAUAGCUCCAAGCGCGAAAGGGCCACGCCGUCACCCCUCCGCUCCA
Messenger RNA from Alternaria rosae, 1932 nucleotides. RefSeq lists its product as uncharacterized. Gene Ontology annotation, cellular component: membrane. The coding region runs from base 416 to 1531 and encodes 371 amino acids. The record is from RefSeq and is a predicted model, not a curated record. NCBI's taxonomy places the organism in Eukaryota, Fungi, Ascomycota, Dothideomycetes, Pleosporales, Pleosporaceae. The transcript is spliced from 3 exons.